Molecule: messenger RNA, 2509 nt
Organism: Vanessa atalanta (red admiral)
Lineage: Eukaryota; Metazoa; Arthropoda; Insecta; Lepidoptera; Nymphalidae
Gene: alpha-Man-Ia
Product: mannosyl-oligosaccharide alpha-1,2-mannosidase IA
Exons: 10
Coding region: 100-2109 (669 amino acids)
Biological process (GO): carbohydrate metabolic process; N-glycan processing
Cellular component (GO): endoplasmic reticulum; Golgi membrane
Molecular function (GO): mannosyl-oligosaccharide 1,2-alpha-mannosidase activity; calcium ion binding
Source: RefSeq, a predicted model, not a curated record
CAGUUCUUUAAUGGCGACCACCAAUGACGGGUCGUUUUAUAAAAACUGACAUUUAUUGUUAUUAUUUAGGAUAUUAUUAGAUACUGUGUUUACGUAAACAUGACGGGAAUUCUACCGAGCUACCAACGAUUUGUUAAUGGAGUUCCCGUGCCGUCCAUUUCUCGUCGUUCAUUUCGUCUUCGCGAAAAGUAUUUGAUUAUUUCUGUGCUUUUGACAUUUGCAAUCGUGUGGCUAGGCGCAUUAUUUUAUUUGCCUGAGUUUAAAAGUUCGACAAGUGUGAACGAUAGUGUAUAUAAUGUUUAUAAACGCAUUCAAAAGGCAGGACCAGAACUGCUCAUGCCACCACCACUUGCUCAGAACGAAGUUGGUGAUUUUCCCGUUGUUGGCAUCGUUCGUCAUGGUGAAGAAGGUGAUGAUCCCCACGUAGUUGAAGAUAGGAAUCGCUUACGUGCAAAGAUAGACGAGGAAAUGGGUAUGAAAGUGCUUGAAAGGCCACAAUUCGAUGUGGCACCUUCGAUUUCUUCCUCCAAGGGACCAAGCAAGCCCCCAGUUAAUGCCAUUGAAGAACCAGUAUUAGGAAACAAUGCUGCUAAUAAAGAUAUACCAGUGUCAGACUUAAAGGUGGAUGGGUCAUUGAAGCAAUAUGUUGUACCAGUUAUUAAUCCCAGUACUGAUCCCGAUAUCAUACAAAAAAGAGACACUGUGAAAGAGAUGAUGCGUCACGCCUGGAACAACUACAAACUGUACGCGUGGGGCAAAAACGAAUUGAAACCGAUGUCGAAGCGCGCUCACCUUACGAGCGUGUUCGGCGGAGGGGACCUCGGCGCUACCAUCGUCGACGGCAUGGACACGCUCUACAUCAUGGGCCUCAUCGACGAGUUCAGAGAGGGAAGGGACUGGAUCGCUGAACACUUUCACAUCAACGAAAUCGACUCCGACCUGUCAGUCUUCGAAACGACGAUCCGCUUCGUGGGUGGUCUGCUCUCCUGUUACGCGCUGACAGGAGACUCGUUGUUCCGCGAUAAGGCUGCAGAAGUAGCGGACGCUUUGCUGCCAGCCUUCGACACGCCUACCGGUCUCCCAUACGCACUCAUUAAUCCAUCUAAUAAGGCAAAUCGGCAAUACCACUGGGCGGGCGCGAAUAGUAUUCUAUCUGAAGUGGGUACUCUCCACAUGGAGUUCACUUAUUUAAGUGACGUCACUGGAAAGGAUGUUUACAGACAGAAGGUGGAUCGUAUCCGCGAAGUGCUCCACAACAUACAAAAGCCGGAUGGCCUCUAUCCUAACUACAUCAACCCACGAACAGGACAAUGGGGUCAAAGGCACACCUCCCUGGGCGCGCUGGGCGACUCGUUCUACGAGUACCUGCUGAAGGCGUGGAUGGUCUCCAACAACGAGGACGAGCAGGCGCGCGUGAUGUUCGACGAGGCGAUGCAGGCCGCGCUCGACAAGAUGCUUCGGAUAUCGCCCUCGGGGCUCGCUUAUCUCGCGGAGGUCAAAUACGGCAGGAUAUUCGAAGAGAAGAUGGACCAUCUGUCGUGCUUCGCCGGCGGCAUGUUCGCGCUGGCGUCCACGACGCUGCAGAACUCGCUGUCGGAGCGCUACAUGGACGUGGCCCGCAAGCUCACGCACACGUGCCACGAGAGCUACGACCGCACGGAGACCAAGCUGGGGCCCGAGGCCUUCCGAUUCUCCGGCGCAGUGGAGGCGAGAGCGAUGAAGAGCAACGAGAAGAUGUACCUGCUGCGGCCGGAGACCUUCGAGAGCUACUUCAUCAUGUGGCGUCUCACCAAGGACCAGAAGUACCGCGACUGGGGCUGGGAGGCGGUGCAGGCGCUGGAGAAGCACUGUCGCGUGGAGGGCGGCUACACCGGGCUCGUCAACGUGUACCACUCCGCGCCGCAGGGGGACGACGUGCAGCAGAGCUUCUUCCUCGCCGAGACGCUCAAGUACUUAUACCUGCUGUUCUCGGACGACUCGCUGCUGCACCUGGACGAGUGGGUGUUCAACACUGAAGCACAUCCCUUCCCCAUCAAGGGGAAGAACCCUCUGUACCGAUCGGCGAACAAACUCAUCGCUAACUCAGGAAACGAAGACAAUCAGGUUUAAAACGAACAUUCGAAAUAUAUCAAAAUUGUUACAAAAAUAACUUGAGAAAAGAUUGAUUGAGACUACAGUACGUUGUUUGUGUUCUUAAUUUAACUAAAGGUAAAUUUUAGUUACAAUUGAAUGUUGAACGGAAUAAAUUACAAUAAGCCACGAUUACUGACAUAUACAGUUAUCGAGUUGUGAUCCAGUGAUUUAUGUGUAUUCCAAACAAUGUGUGUUUCUAUCGAUACAGUAAUGUUAGGGGGGUUAUCUAUACAAAUAAUCCGUGAUAAAGAAAAAUUGUUCUAAUAAUUUCACCCAUGACUAUCGAAGUAACUGGCUCUUUCGAAUAGUUUGAAUUUUAUAUUAAUUUCUAAUUCCAGUAAUAUAUAGAUAACGAUUCUUACUUAAAAUAAAUAUC